AUGUGCCUCUCCCAUGCAGACUCUCUGAACACUGAAGCGCUCUACCGGGAGUACCGCGCCCUGAAGCAGGUCCUGGGCCAGGCUGGCGGCGGGCCCCGCAGCCCCGAGCAGUCGCUCCCCGCGGCGGCCAAGGAGGCGCCAGAGCCCAGCUGCUGGGGGCCCCACCUGAAUCGGGCGGCGACCCAGAGUCCGCAGCCUACUCCAGGGCCACGCUCGCGGAGGUGUGUGCAGGACUAUGGGGAGAGACUCAAGGCCAACCUGAAGGGCGCCCUGCAGGCCAGGCCAGCCUUGGGCCACAUAUCCUGGCCUCCACGAAGUACUUUGUCCAAGGUGCCCGCCCCAAGGCCGCCAGGCACAGCAGCUGCUCCCACCUCUCCAGAAGAAGUCAGUGAUGUGCCCCGCCAGCCUUCUGGGUCCCAGCCAAGGCCAGGCCGGCUCCAGCAGCUGCGGGAGUCUCUGAGCCUACGGCUGGGCUCCCUAAACCCGGACUGGCUGCAGCAGUGUCACAGUGGGGCCCCCGAGGCCUGCAAGCCUGGCCUGGGCACAGAGGGAUCGCAAGCUGUGACUUCAGGCGAGUCGGCCGUACGUGGCCCCAGCACUGGCUCCAAGGCACCUUCUCAGGACUCUGGUGCAGGGAGUCCCCAGUCCAGUGACAGUCGAAGCAAGAAGCGGAGACGGAGUGAGGAACCCAGGGGGAGCCCCGCACUGGCCCAGCGGGGCAGCUGCCCAGCGGGACCCCUGUCUGAGGGGGCUGGGGCUGCAGCACUUGAGCAAGAGCCUCCAGGGCAGCUUGCACAGGCACAGCCACCUCCACCCUACAGUGGUCACUUGGCACCCAGCUGCCCUGGCUUCGGUCCCUCGAGUCAAACUAGGGCAGGGAGCGGGCAUCGCCCACCUGAUUUGUCUCCUAGGACAUCCCUUUGGGAUGGGGGCAACUACGUGAAGCUCAACCUAAAGCAGAAACACUAUGCACGGGGCGGGGCGCUUCGCGGCAGGCUCCUCCGCAAGCAGGCGUGGAAGCAGAAGUGGCAGAAGAAAGAAGAGUGCUUUGGGGGUGGCAGGCCCCAAGCCUUGGUCAAGAAUUCUUGUUUCCGGUGUGGGCAGUUUGGCCACUGGGUAUCUCAGUGCCCCCAACCAGCAGGUGCAGAGGACACAGGGCCUUCUGGGUCUGAGCUGCUGGUGCCCACACAGUGGCCUGUGCCCAAGGCACCCCGCCUGAGCCCCGCCAUGCUGCCAUUCUACCCACCAGGGCCCUCAGGGCAGGUAGCAGAGACACCAGCUGAGGUGUUCCAGGCUCUCCAGCGGCUGGGGCACCGAGCCUUCCGCCCUGGGCAGGAGCAGGCAGUCAUGCAGAUCCUGUCUGGCAUCUCCACGCUGCUGGUGCUGCCCACAGGCGCUGGCAAGUCACUGUGCUACCAGCUGCCAGCUCUGCUCUAUGCCCAGCGCAGUCCCUGCCUCACCCUGGUUGUCUCUCCCCUCCUGUCGCUCAUGGAUGACCAGGUAACAGGCCUGCCCCCAUGUCUCAAGGCCUCCUGCCUCCACUCAGGCAUGACCAGGAAGCAGCGGGAGUCAGUUCUGCAGAAGGUGCGGGCAGGCCAGGUGCAUGUGCUGAUGCUGUCACCAGAGGCACUGGUGGGGGCUGGGGCGGGGGGCCCUGUCAGCCUCCCGCAGGCCACCCAGCUGCCUCCAAUCGCCUUUGCCUGCAUCGACGAGGCUCACUGCCUUUCUCAGUGGUCCCACAACUUCCGGCCCUGCUACCUGCGCGUGUGUAAGGUACUUCGGGAGCGCAUGGGCGUGCACUGCUUGCUGGGACUCACUGCUACGGCCACACGCAGCACAGCCCGUGACGUGGCCCGGCACCUGGGUGUAGCCGAACAGCUUGGUUUCAGUGGAUCAGCUGCUGUCCCUGCCAACCUGUACCUCUCUGUGUCCAUGGAUAGGGACCCAGAGGAGGCCUUGGUGGCGCUGCUACAGGGUGACCGUUUUCGUGUCCUGGGUUCCAUCAUCGUUUACUGCAACCGACGUGAAGACACAGAGCGGGUUGCUGCGCUCCUCCGAACCCGCCUGUGUGCUGCCCGGGGCCCGGGGCCAAGAGGUCAUGUGUCAGAGGCUGUAGCUGAAGCCUACCAUGCCGGCAUGAGCAGCCGGGAGCGACGGCGGGUGCAGCAGGCCUUCAUGCAAGGCCAGGUGCGGGUGGUGGUGGCCACGGUGGCCUUCGGGAUGGGGCUGGACCGACCGGAUGUGCGGGCCGUGCUCCACCUGGGGAUGCCCCCAAGCUUCGAGAGCUACGUGCAGGCCGUGGGCCGGGCCGGGCGUGACGGGCAGCCUGCCCACUGCCACCUCUUCCUGCAUCCCCAGGGCAAAGACCUGCAGGAGCUGCGCAAACACGUGCAUGCCGAAGGCACUGACUUCCUUGCCGUGAAGAAACUGGUGCAGCUCGCCUUCCCACCCUGCACCUGCACCCGGCCGCCCCCAGAGCAGGAGGAACACAAGAGCGGGGAGAGGCCUGUGGCCAUGUCCUCCCUUCAGGAGGCCAAGCAACACAGCAGCCACUCAACAGCUCCAGUACCCAGAAGGGCCUGCCCAGGCCAUGAGCAGACACUCCCAGUGCAGCCGACGGUGCAGGCUCUGGACAUGCCGGAGGAGGCCAUCGAGACUCUGCUGUGCUACCUGGAGCUGCACCCACUGCGUUGGCUGGAGCUGCUGACGCCUACCUAUGCUCACUGCCGCCUGCACUGCCCUGGGGGCCCCGCCCAGCUCCAGGCCCUGGCCAACAGGUGUCCCCCUGUGGCCAUGUGCUUGGCCCGGCAGCCACCUGAGGAUGGAAAGCGGUGCAGCAGUUCCGUGGACUGUGAUGUAGCUGAGCUGGCAGACUCGAUGGGCUGGGAGCUGGCCUCCGUGCGGAGGGCUCUCCGCCAGCUGCAGUGGGACCCAGAGUCCAGGACAGGUAAGCCACAAGGCACAGGGGUGUUUGUGGAGUUUGGGAAGCUGGCCUUCCACCUGCGCAGCCCUGGGGACCUGACAGGCGAGGAGAGAGACCAGAUCUGCGAUUUCCUGUACGGCCGUGUGCAGGCCCGGGAGCGCGAGGCCCUGGCCCUUCUGCACCGAACCUUCCAGGCCUUUCACAGCGUGGCCUUCCCCAGCUGCGGGCCCUGCCUGGAGCAGGCUAAUGAGGAGCGCAGCACCAGGCUCAAGGAUCUGCUUGGCCACUACUUUGAGGAAGAUGAAGAAAAGGCACAGGGGCCAGUGGGCAUGGAAGAGCUGCAGGGCCCAGAGCCAGGGCAGGCCAGGGUGCAGGACUGGGAGGACCAGAUCCGCCGUGACAUCCGCCAACUUCUGUCCCUACGGCCAGAGGAGAAGUUCUCAGGCAGGGCUGUGGCCCGCAUCUUCCACGGCAUCGGGAGCCCCUGCUACCCAGCCCAGGUGUACGGGCAGGACCGGCGCUUCUGGAGAAAGUACCUGCACCUGAGCUUCCAUGCCCUGAUGCACUUGGCCACAGAAGAGAUCCUGCUGGUCAGCCACUGACUGCCCCACAUGGGAGGGCACUGGCUCUGUGGCCCCCAUGUGGAGGUUGUCGAAUAUAGCAGCUUGUCAAGGCAAAGGUGGACCUGUCAGUGGCCAGGACAGUGACUGACCACCUGAGCAAAACCCACCAGCAGGAGCGUGGGGAUGAGGAGGCUCCAAAAUGCAGAAUAAAACAUGAAGUUGUUUU
This is a messenger RNA of Galeopterus variegatus (Sunda flying lemur), 3712 nucleotides long. RefSeq names its product RecQ protein-like 4 (gene RECQL4). Gene Ontology annotation, biological process: double-strand break repair via homologous recombination; telomere maintenance. The record is from RefSeq and is a predicted model, not a curated record. Lineage: Eukaryota; Metazoa; Chordata; Mammalia; Dermoptera; Cynocephalidae. Gene Ontology annotation, molecular function: 3'-5' DNA helicase activity; zinc ion binding; four-way junction helicase activity. Bases 1 to 3525 code for a protein of 1174 amino acids. Gene Ontology annotation, cellular component: chromosome; cytoplasm; nucleus. The transcript has 20 exons.